Parasteatoda tepidariorum (common house spider) is the source of this 686-nucleotide messenger RNA. The record is from RefSeq and is a predicted model, not a curated record. Lineage: Eukaryota; Metazoa; Arthropoda; Arachnida; Araneae; Theridiidae.
GUUUAUUUAUAAUUUUAUAUAAAAUUGCAUCAAAAUCUGGACCUAUUCUGAAAGAAAACAAAAAGUUAGAGGCAGUUCUCAAGAAAGCAGAUGAAUUUAAUGUGCCUCUUGAUUUCAUAAAUUUUGCAUUGCGAAUGGCUGUGGAUACUAGAGCAAAAGGGGGGAUUUAUGAAAUGCUGUAUCUUAAUCAUGGCUAUUUGAUUAUUCAGUAUGAAGACAUAGAUAACUAUUCAAUUAAACACCAUUUGUUACAAAUUUGUGAUAAAUAUGAUGCACACCUCAUCUCUGGUAAAGUUAAAUGGGAUACUUACUUUAAUCCAAAAGGAAUAAUAUCAAUAAAAGAUAAUCCUUCACAACCACUUAGAGAUGCAAAAGAAGCUGAAAAUGUCUCAAACAAAAUUGGUUCUCAAUUUGUGAAAAAGGAGCUAGAUAUAGAAGGCUGGAUCUCGUGGCGAUUUUAUUGUGAACCUGGAGAUUUGCAUAAAAUGAAACGGCUGCUUCAAGAAGAAAAUUAUGAGAUAGAAGAAGCUUAUGUGGGUCUGGUUCCAAAACGGAAAAUCCCUUUAUCAGGUCCAGCAAAGCAAGCAACACACUCAAUUAUUUGUAAAAUAAGUGAAAUACCUACUGUAGAUAAUGUCUAUACAAAUAUAAUGCUGUAAUAAUAAAUGUUUCUGUUUUUUACUGUA